Glycine soja is the source of this 911-nucleotide messenger RNA. RefSeq lists its product as uncharacterized. The coding region runs from base 205 to 639 and encodes 144 amino acids. The transcript has a single exon. The record is from RefSeq and is a predicted model, not a curated record. Lineage: Eukaryota; Viridiplantae; Streptophyta; Magnoliopsida; Fabales; Fabaceae.
CUUAAAAAAAAAAGUACACGCACAACUUUAAAGUCAAAUUAAAAAAAAAAAAGAGCUGUUUUCCUGAUUGUUUCGUACUCCGAACCAACACUCACACAUGGUGUGGUUUCUCUUGGAUCCAUAUCCAUAGCAAGGAAGGAAAAUCAAAAGCCAAAUCCCAGUUUCCUUUUCUUUAGAUCAAACAAUCAAUUAAGCUUAAGCAACAUGGCAAAUGGAAGCAAUGACAAGGGUAGCAGCACAACCAACAACAACUCCUCUAUUAUACCCAACCCUUCUUCUGCUUCUGCUUCUUCUUCUUCUUUUGUCCCUAAUAAUCCCCGCCCCACUGCAAAUCACACUGUCCAAUUAUUCUCCGGAACUGUAGAGUCCUUUAACAACUACGAAAAUGGGUCACAAGAUUUCAGCCAUGCAACGAUCAAGAGCUCUAGAAUUGGGAAUUCCUUCAACAACCUCGGAUCGGGAUUGCAAACUUUCAGGGGCGCUGAGAUUCGCUGUGUUGACAAAUCUAGAAGCAAACGGGUUGCGUUUAGUUUACCACCUUGCUGGAAACCAGACCGUGUGGCCCACUCUGGAACCGUUAACUCCUUCAACAACAACGGAAGCGGAUCUCAGACUUUCGACGGUUUCAAGUUUAACUGAUGUACGAGGUACUCCUGUUGUGUGUGUGUUCAUAUGUGUCUCUGCUUUCAAUUUUACUUUUUUCCUCUUUUUUUGCUGGUGCCGGUAUUUACUAUUUAGACUUAUGGGUCUGUAUCUUCAUAUCCAUUUAUUUAGGCUGUAACUUGGAUCCAUCUUUUGAAGCUAUUCUCAGUAUUAUUAUCCAUUGAUGAUGCCCUUUUAGCUGUGAGAAUGUGCAAUAAUUAAUAAAGCAUAUGAGAUCCAGUAUUUCCAACCUGAAUCUCUCUUCUCCA